Molecule: messenger RNA, 3155 nt
Organism: Myripristis murdjan (pinecone soldierfish)
Lineage: Eukaryota; Metazoa; Chordata; Actinopteri; Holocentriformes; Holocentridae
Gene: slc25a48
Product: solute carrier family 25 member 48
Exons: 7
Coding region: 133-1089 (318 amino acids)
Biological process (GO): transmembrane transport
Cellular component (GO): mitochondrion
Molecular function (GO): transmembrane transporter activity
Source: RefSeq, a predicted model, not a curated record
GGAGGCAGGUCCUCCCACUUGAUUGUGGAUGAACGGUGAAGUAAGUUUUAGUUUAUUUGGGGAGUUUACUUCGCGACUAGAUGAGAGGCAGCUGGAUGAGGUGCGGACGCGCAAAGGAGCUCUGAGCUGAAGAUGCAGACCUCAAAGAGAAACUGUUUCCGUCUGGAUGAUUUCAUUGCAGGAUGGAUCGGCGGAGCCUCCAGUGUAGUUGUGGGCCACCCGCUGGACACCGUAAAGACUCGUCUCCAGGCGGGGAAAGGAUAUAAGAACAUGCUGCACUGUGUCCUCACCAUCUACAGGAAGGAAACCGCCGCAGGCUUUUUCAAGGGCAUGUCGUUCCCGCUGGCCAGCAUCACCCUCUACAACUCAGCCGUGUUUGGCUUCUUCAGCAACGCCCAGAGAUUCAUAAGCAAGUAUCGCUAUGGCGACGGUCGACAUCCAUGUGGCAUGCUGGACCUGACCGUGGCCAGCAUGCUGACCGGCCUGAUGUCUGUGGGACUGGGAGCCCCGGUCGACCUGGUCAAGAUCAGACUGCAGAUGCAGACGCAGUCGCUCCUAGCAGAGAACCUGCAACUUGCCGGCAAUGCAUCGAGCAGCACCAACAUCCCCCUGAGCUCCGUCGACAUCUCGGGCCAGAGACUCUACAGAGGCCCCAUCCACUGCAUCAGCAGCAUCCUGCAGACUGAAGGCGUCCUGGGGCUGUACAGGGGGGCUGGAGCCAUGGUCCUGAGGGACGUGCCUGGAUACACUCUCUACUUCAUCCCUUAUACCAUCUUCUGCAACCUGCUGACGCCUGACGACAUGUCCAGCCCUCACCCCUGCUCCAUUUGGCUGGCUGGUGGACUGGCAGGGUCAAUUUCCUGGGUGACGGCCACCCCGGCUGACGUGGUGAAGAGCCGAAUGCAGGCUGAUGCUCAACUGCAGAGGAAGUACAAGGGCAUCCUGCACUGCAUCAUCGACAGCUACAAGACCGAGGGACUGCAAGUCUUCUUCCGUGGUGCAUCAGUGAACGCCAUCCGAGGCUUCCCGAUGAGCGCCACCAUGUUCCUGAGCUACGAACUCUCCCUCAAGUUCUUCAGGAGCUUAUAAGACGAUGCAAUGUUGAUGGCAGAGUUGAAGGCAUGCACCGGGAUUUCUGGCACAAAAGCACAUGCAGUGUUUCCCACACAGUUUGCCAGUGAAAUCAGUGUGUUCCUUUGAGUUUAAGACCAUCGUUAGUUGGUCAGUCUGGGAUCGGCCUGUCCCACCAGCAGAACUUUACCUGGAUGGUGAUCCUCUGAACUUCAGACACCUGCAGCCUUUUCCAUGAAGACAUCGUUACUCAACUUUACGCUGGCUUUACUCUUGUGCAUUAUCACACAUAGUCACUGAAUACAUGCGAUACUACACAGGAGUGUCAGGCCAGUCUUGAAGUUCAUCAGUAAGAAAGGACUUAUAUUUUUAACUAUGAAUUAUAAGGGAAUAUGAGUUAAUUGUAAUAAUCCACUUGAAUGCUCGUGUGAAAACACUGACAUUUGCAGUACAUCUCUGAGUCUGGUUUGGGACAACACUACGUUAUAUUUCUCUUAAACACAAUACAAAACGUAGACAAAACAUCUAAGGGGUUUGGUUGUAUUAAGAUUUCCAUUAUACGAUUACAUUUUUUUUUUUUUUUUUAACGGUGAAGCUAGUCAAAUACAUAAGUGAUUUAACACAUAGAGAUGACAUGAUACAUGACACCACAUGCAUACAUACAGUUCUACAGCUGGACGUAAGCAUUGCAUUAAAUAGACUGUGGCAUAAGAGUAAAGGAUGAGUUGAUACUGCAAAUGACUGUAGGAAAGGAAGAAAAGAAAAAUGAGAAAAGAAAGCAAGAGAGAAAAAAAUGUUUAACCACUUGACAGUUUUUUCAUUGACUUUGUGGGUUUAGAUUCCAACUCUUCAUAUCGCUGUAUUUUAUGUUUUGUAGCUAGAAGGAGGAAAGGGAGAAAGACAUAAACAACAACAGUGUCCACCAGUGGGACAGGGCGUGCAACAUUAUGCAGAGGAAUUGACUUAUCUUUAUAAAAUAAUUAACUACAUCAAAUUAAAACAACAUAAGAACUGUCUUCGAUAGUGUAGCACUAAGUCCUGUGAUUGGAUUUGGAUUUUUUUCAUUUUGGUUCUGAUGGUUUUGUUUGAGUUCUAGUUUUGGGAGUGACUGUGGAUGCAGUGAUAGAAGGACAUAAGAGGGAUUUAUAUGUUUGCACGAGGGAUUGCAUAAUACAAACCAUAAAUCAAAUGUUUUUACACAAAUGUUUCAGGUUUUUUUUAUCUUGCACAUGAAGUAGAAGGUGAAACUAUAGCCUAAGGGUUCAAUUCCUAUUUUUUUUCUUUACAUUUUGUUGUUAUUUUUUUUUCAGUCUGUUUUUAAUUUGAACAUUGUUUUUGGGAAGUUUAUGAUAAUACCCUCAAUUGACCGAUGUAUUUCCAAAAAGUUUUUUUUUUUUUUUUUCAUGUACGCUGUGUUGAAAAGUAAUCCAAACCUGUGUUGCCCCAAACUACACACACUGGUUGUAUUGUAAAUGACACAGCCUUCCAUUCGCAACAUGUGAAAUGUUUUAUCCUGUGUAAAUGUCACAUCCAUGAAUGCACGCUGCGCAUUCAUCACGCCUUCCACUGCACAUGUACCAUAUGUGCAUCCCAUGUUACAGACCACUUGUACAUAUGUGCGUGUUUCUUAUAUUAAGAAAAGCGAAGGAGUUUUUACAAGUUAAUUUUAACUUUCUGUUAACAUACAAAAAUGUUUCCUGUAAUACCUCUCAAAUUCUUGAAUUCAGAUGCAUGAAAUAAUACAGUUAUGUUAUGGCUUUUUUUAAUCCACUGCAUUAAUUUACAAUCACUAGUUAAUCAACAGUUACAUAACCUUUACUACACAUAACUGCACGUAAAUGAAGUUUGAUUUUAAAAUGAGAUAUCCAACUUUUGAAAGAACUCACCUUCUUUCUUUUCUGAUUGCUUACAUGAAAGUAAAGCUCAGUGGUUGAUUUUUUGUUUUUUUUAACUUUCCCCUCCCUUGUGUUGUCUUACAAACUUCAGCUAGCAAAGUCUUUUCAAAAUGGAUAUUUAUCAUUUUAGAAUGAAAGCCUUCAAAGUAAUAGCCUUGCUUGCUGUCAGAAUUUAUUGUAGGUUUUUUU